This is a messenger RNA of Meriones unguiculatus (Mongolian gerbil), 2607 nucleotides long. It is a transcript of the gene Zdhhc22, whose product is annotated as zinc finger DHHC-type palmitoyltransferase 22. Lineage: Eukaryota; Metazoa; Chordata; Mammalia; Rodentia; Muridae. Gene Ontology annotation, cellular component: Golgi apparatus. Gene Ontology annotation, biological process: protein palmitoylation. The coding region runs from base 1 to 792 and encodes 263 amino acids. The transcript is spliced from 2 exons. The record is from RefSeq and is a predicted model, not a curated record. Gene Ontology annotation, molecular function: palmitoyltransferase activity.
AUGCUGGCCCUGCGGCUGCUCAACGUGGUGGCCCCCGCCUACUUCCUUUGCAUUUCCCUGGUGACCUUCGCGCUGCAGCUCUUCCUCUUCCUGCCCAGCAUGCGUGAGGACCCCACAGCCACCCCGCUCUUCUCGCCUGCUGUGCUUCACGGGGCGCUCUUCCUGUUCCUCUCAGCCAAUGCCCUGGGCAAUUACGUCCUGGUCAUCCAGAAUUCCCCAGACGACCUGGGUGCCUGCCAGGGAACCUCCUCCCAGAGAUCUCAGUGCCCACCACCCAGCACCCACUUCUGCCGAGUGUGCUCCCGAGUCACGCUGAGGCACGACCACCACUGUUUCUUCACCGGCAACUGCAUCGGCGGCAGAAACAUGCGCAACUUCAUCCUGUUCUGCCUCUACACCUCGCUGGCCUGCCUUUACUCCAUGGUGGCCGGCGUGGCCUACAUCUCAGCUGUCCUUUCCAUCUCCUUCGCCCACCCCCUGGCCUUCCUCACGCUCCUGCCCACUUCAAUCAGCCAGUUCUUCUCCGGAGCUGUCCUCGGUUCUGAUAUGUUCGUCAUCCUCAUGCUCUACCUCUGGUUUGCUAUCGGCCUGGCCUGCGCGGGUUUCUGCUGCCACCAGCUGCUGUUGAUUCUCCGGGGGCAGGCCCGCUACCAGGUUCGAAAGGGGGUGGCAGUGAGAGCCCGGCCCUGGCGCAAGAACUUACAGGAGGUCUUCGGAAAGAGGUGGCUGCUGGGCUUGCUGGUCCCCAUGUUCAAUGUCGGCACUGAGAGUUCCAAGCAGCAGGACAAAUAGAUGGCAAACACUUCUGUCUCAGUUCCUCCCGAACCUAGGACCACAGCAUAAGCCCACCCUUGUCCCUAUCUGUGACACACCAUACUCUGUCCUAGGAAGGACCUCAUAUCCACCCCAGGUCUUCAACCCUCAGAGGAUAUGUUAACAGAUGCCUCCUGACAUGGAGGGGAAAUGGCCACCUGGGCAUCACUAGGCUGCUCUCAGGCCAGCCAGGUAGGUAGUUGCUAAAUCUUUAGGGUUUUUCUGCUUCGAGUUUUCUUCUGCAAAGCCCUGCCCCUGCCCCCUGCCUGGCCCGUCCACUCUCAUGUCUCAGGUCAUAGCUGCUUUUGCUAAAGCCCUUCUCUUCGUUUUGAUAGUGGAGACUGUUCUUGCUGCUGGCGGGAGACUCCCCAGGAUAUGGAGGCUGGUUAAUGGUACAGUUUCCAUGCAUGAGCGGCAGUCAAGGAAGCUCUGCCAACUGCUAGUGAAAAUGGGAAGGGUGGGGAUGCACCCUCAUCCCCUGGAGGGAGAGUCAGUGUGUGUGUGAGGGGAAGCACAGGCACUCGCUGCUCAGCCCAUGUACAAGACCCUUUCCCCAGACACACCAUCACUGACCUGGUGUUUUGUUAAUGCUGUCCCCUGCCUGUCCCAGCUGGCCAGCCCAGCCCAGCCCGAGAGUUAGCUGGAUACUUCUCCUCCCUGGGAGUCCUCUGGCCUCUCUCUCUUUGGCCUCCAGCCUCUAGAUUUUUGCUGGAUAUUGGGAAGGGAAGAUGGGAGAGAGAAAAGGGAGUUACUCACCCUUAAGUAAUAAUGGAAGUGUGUUUCUAUAUAGCCUUAUAUAAUCGUGUGUGUGUGUGUGUGUGUGUGUGUGUGUGUGUGUGUAAGAGGGAGUGGAGGUGAGGAGUGUUGUUAUGAGGAAGAGUGAGAAUUGGAAGGGAAAGAGGGAGGGGCAAAUGUAUUGACUGUUUUGCAGCCGAAGCCAUCCAGUGUUUGAAUACAAACUGGAGUGAGUGCUAGCCGCUGGAGGUAUUUUAACAGGAACUAGGCAGUUAUCUACCAGAGUGCUAUGGAAGAGAUUUUUGGACUGGUUUGUUCUAGAUGAACUUAGAGAUCCCUUUCCACUCCUUGAUUACAGUGUCAUUUCUGAUACUGCUGGGCCCAGGGGCAAGAUCUUUAGAGUCACCUGAGAGUUACCUGCCUUCAUGGGGCAGAGGUUAGAAGGAGCAUGGGUUAGGGUCUAACAAUCAUAACACAGGCUUUCUGCACCCCAAUCCAGCCCCUCAGGAGACUUCCUGAUGUUAGCAGUGGCUGAGAGAGGCUAGCAGUGGAGGCAGGGAGGUAUAACUGUAGUGAGGGUCAGGUCAGGGCAGUCGUAGGGAGAGAAAAGCCUGGAGGUCACGUUCAGCCCUGAGGAGUUUGUGGGAAUGACAGAAUAUUGAAGUGCAAUGUCCAGUCCAUCCUGACUAGCUCUAGAUGGGGGCACUGCCUUGUGUUUUGAGACCCAGAGAAACAGAACAGACCUCUGGGGCAUAUGAAGGAGUGGGAGCCACAUUUAAAAAAAAAAAAAGCCCUCUCCUGACUUAGUUCCAAGGCCAAUCCAACAUCUAUAAGUAGCUGGCCACAGUGACCAGAAGCCAUUGAUCCAUAAGACCCUGGAUUCUUGAACAGAGCUUGGGAGGAUGUUAUGCAGGCCCUACUUUGGUGCCCUCCAGAGGGCUAACAUAGUAAUGGCUCUUCUGCUCACACUUCUCCCUCCAACAUUCAUUCUUUUGGGCCUCCAUUUGGUCAUCCUCCAUUCGUUCAUCCGGCCUAUAUUUAUCAAGCACCAACUGUGGG